This is a messenger RNA of Bactrocera oleae (olive fruit fly), 7663 nucleotides long. Lineage: Eukaryota; Metazoa; Arthropoda; Insecta; Diptera; Tephritidae. The record is from RefSeq and is a predicted model, not a curated record.
AUCGUAGUAGAUUGUUGAAGUACGCGCGCGCAAAACGCGCAAAGUCGCAACCAAAUCGCACAUUUGUACGCUUUUUACAAAUCAUUUUCUAUUACGACGCGCUUCGAAAUAGCCGCGCGCGCACACACAACACGGACGCGCGCACUGAUCUCCACCGGAAUCACUUGCCUGUAAUACAAUCCAUUCACAUACGGCUAGAGAAAAUUGUCAAUAAACGAAAGACAACGGAAGCCACUCGUGCGAACGGUGUUUUUGUUUUUUGUUGUUGCUGGCGGGCGGUUAAUCGCUUUGGGGUGGUGUAUUGCGUAAAAUAUAAGAAUCGUGAAUCAGUUGGUCACACAACGACGCGCGUGUAAGUUGUCAACGCGUACACACACAUGAGUACAUAAAUCGGAACAAAUAUUUAACUUUGCCUAUUUGAUUUGGCGUUACCAAAUUUCUAGAUAAAAUUUUAGUUUUUAGCUUCGGUUUCAUUUUCGUUUACUUGUCAGCGUAUAGUUUGAAAGAAGUGAGCAAAAAGAUUCCUAUUCUUAGUAUCAUUGCAAAUGUGUGCUUUUAUUUGCAAGUAGCUGCAGUCUUGUAGCUUUGUGCGUGUGUAGCGGUUGUUAGGUGGAAAAUUAUUUUAAUUGUGUAAUGUGUUUGCUACGUGCUAAUUAAUUUCAUGCCACUAAUAACAACUAAGGACCAACACCAACAGUUGUCACAGAUCGAGAGGAAUUGCGAGUUAAAAAAUAUGCGAGCUUACAAAAGUACAAUAUAUUAAAAAAAAUAAGAAAAAUAAUGUCAAUAAUUGCACAAUGAAAAGAAAAAAGAGACCAUAAAAAUAAGACCAAAUACAACAACAAAAAGUAAACUACAACAAAAAAUUUGUGAUUUGAAAUGUUCGUAAUUUGUGAGAGUGUUAAUUAAUGUUUUACAAAUGAUCGAAUGGUGGUGAUUCUAUUACUAUCGCCGCCGCCACCAACACCACAACCACCGUACACAACAACAGCAGCAGCAGUAACAACCACAAAUGGCUGUGAUAGAGGAUCAAACGAUAGCAGCACCGUAUCAACGACAUCGACCGGCGAUACCGUUAUACCCACUAUCUAUACCGACAUUAAAGGAAUACCACUGCCAAAUGAAGCCACAUACCAGCACUAUCAACCACCCCAACCACCGGCACCAACGGCACUUGUACAAUCACAAGGACAGCAACAACAACAACAGCAUCACCAUCACCUACAAAUCAACACUCUCGGCAAAUACGGACAGCAGCGUCAACGACGCCAACGUGCGCAUUCGUUGCAUGAAAAAACAGCACAACAACAAACCAAAUCCUUCUACCAUACAACAACACCACCACGAUCUAGUCAUUUGCGUAGUGCGGAAAGAAACACCAGUGAACGUGAUAGAUAUUCAAACGCGGCGUAUACACAUGAUGCGCGGCGCGCAUACACGAGGCAGCACGGGCGCGUUAGCGAAGAGCGCGCAGGCAAGGUGUCCAGUACACAGUAUCCACCAAGAAUUAUCGUAUCACCACCACCGCCACCGUCACCACCACUACACGAACCCGACGCAACAGACUCAACGGCAGCAGCGCCAGCACCACCACCGCCGCCGCCGCCUCUGCCCAAAAGCCAGCCACCCUACAGCCCUAGCUAUUGCUGUUGGUGUGGGGAGGUGCAAUCACAUCUACAUUCACAUGCGUCGUGUACGAACCCGCUGCCAAAGCCGCCCAGAAGUGGCGCAACUCACAGUACGAGUACCACUGCCGCCGCCGCGUCGUCUAACAUUCCGCGCGUUGGUGAGACGCGCAGAAAAUCAAGUGCUGGAAGAACGUCGCAAGCGCGUUGGUCUAUUCCACCAGCACAAGAUCCCGCCAACAAUACAACUCACCAGUGGCGUCAACACAUCUCUCCAACACACUCGCUUCCUUUUUUUAUGCCUGCUUCUUAUUCUACUCCAGCAGUGCGACAACAACAAAUGCUACCAGCCAAUGCGAAUUACUACAACUAUAGCAAAUACGACAGCAACAACAGCAACAAUUAUAAUAAUACUAACACCAAUGAUUAUGUACGCCACGUGACACGUGUUAAUUUCUAUGAUGUUGUUACUUCGCAGGUCGAAUUCGAGCCCAAAGAUGAUAGUGAUGAAUGCGAUACGGAAGCUAUUACCAAAGAAGAAGAAUGGAUAACAAAAAGAAAAACCGAACUUACAACAACACGCCAGAUAGAGACACGUGUGAAGCGACAAUUGGUGCUGGCGGAUGGCAAAGUAGUGGAAGAUUCAGGGCCAAUUGUCUCGACGAAUACGACGGAGGAUACAGAUAAACAGGAAACGGAAACAACAGAGAAACGCGAUUUAGGUAUACCCAUCGAUAGUAUAGCAGUGGAGGUCAAUGGCGGUGCACUCGAGGCGCCUGACACCGUUGACGGUCAAGUGGCUGUGCUGCCAGCUGAAAACUCCAAAAUUAUUCAGAAAAUGGUGCCGCGCCCAGCAGACGGGCUAGUACGCGAAUCGAACGACAAACGCGUGAUUACACACGAAGAGGUCAAGGAUUACUUAGAAACGGAAGAUGUGCGCAAUCUAGGCGAUUUCUCGGACGAAACCUAUGUGAAGGCAGUCAAUAGCGGCGUCGAGAAUCUACAAGAAGUUUUACGCGCAGCGGAAAAUCAUAAACAACUUGUGCCAUUAGGUCCACGCAUUAUCGCCAAUACCACCAAGUCGUUUAAGACAAUUGAUUCGGAGGACGUAGAGAAGCGUUGCCUGCUCCAAGCGGACGGAAAGCUCGUUACGGAGAGCAAGAAGACAACCGAACACGAAGUUAUCGUAGACCGUGAAUUGCCUGAAGAGGACGAUCAUUCGACCGGUAGUCGUGAGAAAAUCGAAACUGUGGAAGCUACACAACAUCUCUACAAACAACGUGACGAGCAAUACGUCGAUAAGAUUGUUGAUGGCAAAGUUGUUAAUACCGAAAUGAAAUACGCCGCCGAGACAAUGCAAAUUGAAAAGGAUGGCUCAUUGGAACGACCCGGUGAUUGGGAUAGCUUAUCGGAUCGUAUGCGAAAGCUACGUCGACCACACCAGAAGAGUGCUUUGCAGCCACAUAAGGAAGCCACACUACUGGCUGAUCGUAAAGAUGCGCUAACCAAGCGACCAUUGGAUUUCGAUCGUGAGGAGGAAACACGCAAGGGAGAAACGAUCAAAUGGUUGGAAUCACAUUUCGGCAGCGAAUCAACUGCUUCUAAUGACUCGCGUGAAGAUGACGGUGCCGGCGAUAUAGAGCCGACUAAAAAGACAUUCUUCAAUGUUACCAUAAAAUCAAAUCAAACACCAACACCUACGCCACUGACCAAUGGUCAUCGGUUGUCAGCGAGCAAUACAUAUGAACGCAAACAAUCGAAAGAUCAUGUGAUCGAGACACAUGGACCGAAUGGACCGGGUGGACGUUCAAAGUACUACCAGGGCAUCUCAAAUUGGACCGAACGUAAGGAGCCGCCAGUGAAUCAUUUCGCUUCGAAAGCCUUUCGUGAUGAUCUUCAAGAAACCGUUGAGCGCAAUCGGCUGCGACGCGACAAGCAGCAAGACAGUCAUUACGUAGUCGAGUCUACAGACAACUACGUUAGUCGUGAGGAUAUUCUGCAUCAGAAACAACGCCAGAGUUUAUCUUCGCAGUUUUUGGCGAAAAGUAAUCGUAAUUCACUUGAUCGACUCGAUGAUUUGGAAGCGUCAAACGUGGGUGUUGGUAUUAAAAAGACGAGCCGAGAUAUGGGUGUGCGCCACAAAAGCGGUUCGCGCGGUGAUCUUCGUUACAGUGGAUUAAAUGGCGGUGAGUUGGACAACAACAAACGCGCUUUCAUGCCAGCCAAACAACAAAAUCAGAAACGUGAUUUAGAAAUUCCGCGUUCACCAGCUGACUUUGCACCAAGUGCCGCCAAAAAGUAUGAAUACAAUGAAAUACGUAGUCGCAGUUACGAACACACUUUGGAGGAUACUUCACGUGGCGUUGGCUAUGAGUUGCAUAAUACGAACUCGCUGAAGCCAUUACCUCUGUCUGAAUCACGUGCUAUUUCGCCCGAACGAGAAACCUUUCAAACUAACACGCUCGGUCGCCCCACAGUGCCACAACGUCGUCGCGCCAUCGAAAAGAAACUACGACAGCAACACAGCGCCUCACCGCCGCCGCCACAAAAAGUGCCAUUGGAGCGCCAGCACGCGCAUAGCCAACGAAAUUUGCUGGAACCACCGCCAGACUAUUCGCCACCGCCACGUAGUCGCUCCUCAUCGCCGCAAGUGGAAUAUGUGAAUGGUGUACGAAAUCAGCGCAACUAUCGCAAUAAUAUCGCUGACCAUGUACCCAACAGUUAUGGACCACCUAGCCAAUUGGUCGGUCAGAGCACCAGCACGUUGACACGAAAGCAAAAUCAACGCACACGAUUUGCACCGACCACACAACACGAACAUGCGCACUCGCAGUCAUACAUGCGUCCUGUGAUGGCGACACAAACCACACAAACGACAGCCUCAACCAUUUCCAACUCUACCGUCACCUCGCACAAAUCCAGCAAAAUGGGUCAGGUGAUAGGUAAUUCGCUACGUAAGCUGGUCAAUAAGAUACGAUCGGCCAGUGCUGAGCGCAAAAUGCGCAUGAAGUCGCGUAGUAAGUCACGUGAGCAAUCGCCAUCACCACAAACUGUCGACAAGGUUGGCCAACAAACUACCUACCAGCAGUAUAAUCUCAUAGACAGCCAUAUCGGCGGUCAGGGUGGUGUCUCCGGUGAGUCUGAGUUGGAGAGUAUGCCGCAGGAGACGACACAGGCGCAUAAGAACUACAUACAUGCGGCAACUCUAGAGCGCAACGGUCAAAUACACAAAACACAAUUCAAACGUGCCAAUUCGGCGGAUCCAUACGCCAAUGAGCGGAGUGAAAUUGGCGAACGCGGACCGAGUCCAAGACAACGUUACUACUUGGGUGAAGAUCCGUACUCGAGCACUUUGUAUGGCAAGGAAAAUAUGUAUGUAUCCGGUUCUGUCGGCAAGCGCAAGACAUUAGCGCCCAGAGAUAUUGUGGAUGCUGGCUAUGCGGGUAAGCAGGAACGAAAUAACCGUGAAACAGUGAAUGCGAACCGUCGCGAUGAAGGAGAUCUUUACAAACAGAGAAAUGUGACGACCAGCACAUUGGGACGAUAUCAACGCACAAGUCAAAAUUUUGCCGCCUCUACGCCUAACUUAAAUCAGGACUAUCGCACGACCCAAACAUUGCCACGCAAACUGCAGGACCAUCAGCAACAACCACAGCAACAUCACCAUCAACCGUUGCAUGCGACACAAUCGUCCACAUAUCAGCGAACUGGGCAACAUCUAGUAACUAGUGGCUACAGCACUUUGGGGCAUCCUGAACAUCGCACACAAUACCAGCAGCAGCAACAACAACAGCAGCAAACAACAGUUGGUCCGGCGAAACCUGCGCGUACCUACGCCAAAGCGCUGAAUCGCAGCAAAAGCUUCAACGUGCAUGCCAUGAACGGCGGUCACGACCCCAGUCCGAUUUACAUUGAAAAGCUGACAAAGAAUAAUUACAUGAACAACGCAAACAAUGGUCACAACACCAGCAAUUUAUAUGCCAGCCAAGCCUACAAAUCGAAUCCACAUCUUUAUAGCGGUCCCUCGAAGGAGAACUCACUACAGAGUGGACUGAAAAGUCCCUCAAUUGUGAAUCUGAUAAGCCGAAGUCAGAAGGAUUUAACUAAAAUUGACAGUUUAGAAAGUGAGCAAAGUGAUAUGCUGGAAAAAAAGCAAAUAUUCAUGCGCGGUCUGCACCAGCAAGCGCCCGAUCUCUACAAGACAUUGCAUGGCGAUGAGAGUUACACCGCUCACAGUGCGCCAAGUAAGUACCAUCAGUUGCGCCACUCCACAUCACUGGAGACGCGUUCGCCGAUUGAAAUCAAUAAGGAUACGGCAAGUAUUGUGCGUAGAGACAGCUCAAGCAAUGAUGGUUAUGUGGUAAAUGCUUAUACUAAUAAGACUACAAUGGAGAGUGCGACAGCCAAUAGGCGUAUACUCUAUAAGGACGAACCAAGACGUCGAACACCGGGUGCCACCAUAAUUUCUGUGCGUAACGAAAUGGAAAAAUGAUUGUGUGAAAAAUUAAAGAUUAUUUAACUGAAAAAUGCUUAUGAAUGUGUAUAUAAUAGCCCUUAACCAUUAAAUGGUUAUUCGAAGCAGCGCACUAUAUAGAUGGAAAAAUCGCUUAGGAGAGGCUUAACUUUCAUUUGACGGGUUGCAAAUAAAAAUUGGAAGCCUAUUAAUAAUACAUAUGUAUGUAUUUAUCUUGCACUAUCAAAGGUAGUACUCUAGCACCAACUCUUACAGCAAGCAAUAGCAAUUAAGAGCACAAAACGAGUAAUGAAGCACUAUAUGCAUCGUAUUUUUAAACAUUAUAAAAGCUGCAUUCCUUCGCUAAUACCUGUAAUAGAAGAUUUUUUUCAAUAUUUCCUGCUGUUGCCAGAGUUGCAUGUGACAUAAAAUAUUUAAGUUAAUUGAAGAAAUUUAUGUCGUGAGUUUGACUUCCGGAGACUGCAAUUUGAAAAACAUUUGCUAUUCAAUGUUAUACACUUUACUUUUUCCCAUUAAAAAACUUUUUUGCAAGGCCAUUAGACUUUAGUUUUGCUUUCUUCCAUAUGUAGCAUAACAUUAAGACACUUAUAUGUACAUGAAACUGAAUAAUGAACUUACAGUAAAGCUCAAGUGCUAGUUAUUAUUGUUUUAAAAGUUAUUUCUUAUAUUUUCAUAAUUUUGUAUUUUUUGAAUUCACAAUAGAGAAUUUUUUAUUUAAACUUUAAGUUUAAUAUUUUCCACUCAAUUCUUCAAAGCCGUAACUUUGUACAAUGAAAUUAAUGUUAAUAUUCCUUUUUUAUUUAUUAAUUUUUUUUUAUAAUUUGUAUGGAAGGAAUGUAGCCAUGAUUUGUUUGUAGGUGUACGCCACAUUUAUGGCGUAUACAGAGUUUGGUAAUAGCUUUAGUAAUAAGUAAAAAAAUAAAAAGAAGACAAAUAACUAGAAAUCAAUAUUUAAUAAUUUAAUUGAAAUUUAAUCACAACUGGAAAAACAAUUUAAGCUAAUUACUAAGUAAAAUUAGUUAUCAAAUUAGAUAAUAUACAUAACACAUUUAAGUAUAUUUAGUACCGUUAUAAUCUUUAAUUUCAAGCUGAGUUUUUAUAAAUAAUGAAAUUAAAUUAGCGUAAAAUGCAUGAUUGCAGUUAAGCUUAGUUUUAGUUAUUACAAUUUUUAAUUUUCUCCCUAUAUGAAUGAACUUACACAAACAUAUUAUGAACUACAUAUAUAAUAUAUGUAUAUAAAUAUUUGAAAUAAUCAUUGGUUUUAUAUAAUUAUAAUUAACAAUACCUGCAGAUUAGUUGUAUAAGUUAUUAAUGAAAACCUUAUCGAUUUUUAUUCAACUCUAAUAUUUAUUAAAAGUUCUUCCAAAUAAGUUUAAAAUUUUACUUAAUUAGUUUAAUUAACAUUUUAUUUCAAUACUAAUAAAUCGAAUUAAACAUGUAUUUUAUUUGAUAAAAAGUUUAUUUCAGUUAGAUUUCUUAACAUUAGAACAUAUGUAUGUGAAUCAAACAUUUAGUUUCAUUAAAAUGUCGGAAAUGCGAAUAAAGUGCCAAAUCUAACAACCAA